AUGAGUUCAUGGUACGAGCCAAUUGAUACAACCAGAUUGGAACAACUAUGUGUUUCCAAAUCAGAAGGACCAGCCGAGGUUUCUCCAAGGAACCAUCCCUUGGUGAUGGGACCUAAUUUGAAGUUUAUUUCACUCGUUGAUAAUGUGUAUAAGAUCUCCAUUAUGAUGGUGACCUCUAUGCCAUCAUCUGAAGGGUCUCCCUUCACAUUGAAUUAUAAGGUGGGGACAAAUACUCUGUUGUUCAAUAAACAGCCUUCACCAGUCCCCUUUGAGUUGUACUAUCAGCAAAAGACUCCAUCAACGUCACCCCCAUCAUCUGAACCUUCCACAGACCUUUACUUUUAUAGAGUCGUAUUGGAGUUGACUCAAGACCCUCAGGAAGAAUUGGUAGUUGCUUACGAAAUCAAUCCUAUUGGCAAUGGCCAGAAGUUCCACUUUUUCAUUCCCUCUGCUGAAGCUAACUUCAACAUUGUCACCUUCUCUUGUAAUGGGUUCUCCUUGGCUACAGAUACGUACGAUUAUCCUGCGUCCAUGUGGUUAGAUGUCUUAAGAGAGCACAAUAGACAACAUUACCAUGUGAUGCUUGGAGGUGGUGACCAACUUUACGCUGACUCCAUCAAGUUAUUCUCUUCUGAGUUAAAGAGAUGGACUCAAUUAAGCAACGGCCAUAAUAAACGGCUGAUGCAAACCCUGGAAAAGUUGAAAAGUGAAUUGGAUGAUUAUUACACCAUCCAUUAUAUCAAUUGGUUUGGAUACGGUUGGUGGAAGGGGAAAUGCGAUGUUCCCACGGAACAACCGUUAUUCCCACUUCUGAUGGCCACAAUUCCUCUGGUUAAUAUCUAUGAUGACCACGAUAUCAUUGAUGGUUUUGGUUCAUAUCAUGAUCGGACUAUGAGUUCUCCUGUUUUUUUGGAAAUCGGUAAGGCUGCUUACAAAUACUACAUGUUAUUCCAGCAUCACAUCAAUCCUCACGAGAAGAUCCAUACUGAACUGAACCAUUGGAUCCUUGGUCCAAAACCUGGUCCUUAUAUCAAAGAACGGAACCACAGUACGUACACGAAAUUGGGGAAGAAUAUUGCACUUUUGGGUUUGGAUUGUCGUACUGAACGGAAGUUGAAUGAAAUUGUACUGCCUGAAGCCUAUCGAGCAGUUUUCAGUAGAUUGCAACAAGAAAUUGAUGGCUCCAAAGGUCAAAUCACCCAUUUAUUGGUUAUGGUGGGUGUGCCAAUGUUAUAUCCCAGAUUGGUUUGGCUUGAAUACUUGUUGAGUUCUGCGAUAUUGAAACCAGUUAGGAAAAUUGCUGAGAAGGGUGUUAUCAACAAAGGGUUGGUUAAUGAAUUUGAUGGUGGUGUUGAAGUUUUGGAUGACUUAAAUGAUCAUUGGUGUGCAAGACAUCACAAACAUGAACGGAAUAAAUUGAUCAGUGACUUACAUUCCUUUGCUGCUAAGAAUGGUGUUAGAAUCACGCUCCUUUCUGGUGAUGUUCAUUUGGCAGCUGUAGGAAGAUUGCGUUCUAAACUUCACCAUAAUCCAGGGUUUCAUUUGUUGCAUACUGAACGUACUCAACUGGAAAAUGAAAAAUCAAUUCAUUUCCCACAGAAUGAUCCAAGAUUAAUGUUUAAUGUUAUUUCCUCCGCCAUUACCAAUGCUCCACCUCCAGAUGCUAUGGCAACGUUGCUUAACAAGAGAUCAAAUGGUCAUCAUUUCAGUAAGUAUUGUGAUGAAGAUAUGGUACCUAUUUUUGACCAUAAUGCCAAGGGGAAAGCCCAACUGAGUAACCAACAGUUCUUGAACAGACGUAAUUGGGCCGAUUUGAUCAUGGCUCCACAAUCGAAGUAUAAGGAUCAUAUUAAUGAAGGUCUAGUUCGUGAACCUGGAUAUGUGGGAGAAACUCUGACUGCUUCAAAGCAAACAAGGGCCAAUGUUUACAGAGGUGACUCUCUGGACUCUUCUAUUAAUGAAGUUGAAGAACCAACAGCGAACGGUGCUGGGCCAGCUGAAGCAGAAGGUAAAUCUCCAGGUAAUCUUAAAGGCGCAACUCAAUCCGUUACAGGAGGUACUCCCCAUACCGCUGAUGAAGAUCCACACCAUUCAAAGUAUCCCCUUACACCAAGCACCUUGGUUACUACAAUUCAUGUGGAGAUUGAACCUAAGGACAUCCAUGCUAAAACUGCAGCCUAUGAAUUAUGGAUUCCUUCCUUAGAUGGCAAGUAUAAAUUAGACACUGCCAAGAUUAAGCAUUUGAGAUGA
Molecule: messenger RNA, 2250 nt
Organism: Lizanozyma spartinae
Lineage: Eukaryota; Fungi; Ascomycota; Pichiomycetes; Serinales; Debaryomycetaceae
Exons: 1
Coding region: 1-2250 (749 amino acids)
Cellular component (GO): membrane
Source: RefSeq, a predicted model, not a curated record